Molecule: messenger RNA, 933 nt
Organism: Pisolithus orientalis
Lineage: Eukaryota; Fungi; Basidiomycota; Agaricomycetes; Boletales; Pisolithaceae
Exons: 7
Coding region: 1-933 (310 amino acids)
Cellular component (GO): nucleosome
Molecular function (GO): DNA binding; structural constituent of chromatin
Source: RefSeq, a predicted model, not a curated record
AUGGUGAAGACCAAGCAGACAGCUAAGAAGACCACUGGAGGUAGAGCUCCCAGGGUAUCUCUUGCUGGUCUGCAAGCUAGGGAAAAACAAGCUGCCAAGUCAAGCAAGGCCCAUGCUAGGAAGGCCCCUGUUGCCAAGAAAAGAAGGAUGAGGAACUUGGCAAGGAUGGAGGGACAUUGUGGCCUUGUGAUCAGGCAGGUUGCAGAAGGGUAUCCUCAGCCCUAUUUUGCAAGCCAGUCCUGGAAACACCCUCUUGUGGUCAUUGGGGGGUUUGAGCAUGCCACCACUUCUGAAGUGGCUGGUAACUCUGCUGCCAUUAUCCACCUCCACCUUGAGUCUCUGGAGCUUGGCCAUGCCCCUGUGCAUAUCCUUCACACCAUGUUGCAGGGAUAUUUCACACAAGACACCUACCACUUCUCAGAUUUGCCCUUCAACCUUGCCACCAAGGAGUCCAGAGCUGCCUAUGACACUGCAACAUCAGAGCUAGCUUCAAGUCUGACUACCUUUGCUAAGGUAGUCAUUUUCCUUACUACCCAUACUAAUGAAGACAGGGGGGAUCUGUUCUCUGGAAUGGAGAAUAAGGUUCCAAUAGCCACAGAGGUCUUUGAGUUGCAGUUUCUGCAAGGCCUUCUGUUACCCUUCUCCAACAUUGUCAAGGGUGGAGACCUCAUCUUCUUUGUGUGUGGUUCUACUGUAAGGAAGGAGGAGAGCAUCCAAGGACUGAAGGCAGCUGUGCAACAUUUCAAGCCAAGGUCCAUGUUGCUUUUUGAUGCUGAGAGAUUUCAACUAGUCACCACCACUCCCUUCCUCAUGAGUGUCCUUGACUCCACCCUUGUUCAAGGCUUCCAUGUCCAAAGGGCAGUCAGGCACUCCAACAUCAUCCUUGAUGUUGUGGCAGGAGAAGGUAGUGGUGGAGAAAUUCAUCUGGACUGA